Molecule: messenger RNA, 1821 nt
Organism: Paraphaeosphaeria sporulosa
Lineage: Eukaryota; Fungi; Ascomycota; Dothideomycetes; Pleosporales; Didymosphaeriaceae
Exons: 3
Coding region: 1-1821 (606 amino acids)
Biological process (GO): DNA-templated transcription
Cellular component (GO): nucleus
Molecular function (GO): DNA binding; zinc ion binding
Source: RefSeq, a predicted model, not a curated record
AUGACUACGAACCAGCCAGGCUACUUAGGACCGACCAGCUAUUCCGCAAUCCUUCCCAAAGAUGAGGCCAAUGCAAUUGUUCAUGAUGGAGAAGCAUCAAUAGCUUCUGACGGAUCUGAUUUUGAAAUGGCUCACCAGCAUCCUUUAACCAAGUCCAUGCGCAUGCAGAUGACUACAGAGGUGUUGAAAUGCCUGCGGCACUACCCGCUCAUACAAGAGGUCAUCAACGUCCUUCGACAGUUUGCACAGGCUUGUAUAGUACCGCUACCUCUGGAAGUAGAUCUCGUCAACGGCCUAGGACCCAUAGUUGACCGGUUCAAUCUCAUGCACUCUGUUCCAGAUCCUAGGCUCGUCGCCCGAGUCUUGGAUAACAGCAGUCGGCCACUAGAGAUACCUGAUGACAUGAAAGCUAGCGACUUCCACCAGAUCUGUUCUGGAGACAACAUCAGACUGGAGGUUCUUGGCUUUAUCCUCGCAAGCGCAGGCAGAUCAAUAUCCUACGGUCUUUGCUCGUACCGUUUCUCCGAUCCAGCAAAUCCAAACUCAAAGUCGCGAUUGAUCGAUGAGCUCCUCCGAGCAAGCACGACAUGCACAAUCCUUUGCACCGUUAUAAGCCCGGUUAACCACAUAUUCAUAUGGAUGCUUUACGAGAAUUACUCAUUUACCAUCAUGGUCAACGGGUUCUCCGGAGCCCCAUCAUGGCGACGCUUCGGAGAACUAGCAUCACAGCUUUAUGCUCUAGGCCUCCACCGAGAACCGACCAUACCCAAUGUCCCAACCUGGCUUCUCGAGACGCGCCGAAGAGCUUUUAGCACGUGUUUCCUGCAGGACAAAACGCUCUCCACAUUCCUUGGCCGGCCUCUGCGUCUAAGCAAACGACACACCGACAUGAAACCGCCUCUCGACCUCGACGACGAUGACAUCAUGGCCAGCGAAGAAACGCUCCACCGCGCAAUCGCCGCCCUCGACGAAAAUGGCUGGAACACCGAGCGGCGGUAUUUCCGCACAAGCUGGGUCCGCCUCCGUUCCAUCUCCGCCACGUACCGCGAGGAAAUCCUCGACGUAGCCCUCUCGAAACUAGACGAAAACGUAGAAAGACAGCUCCUCGACAUCUCUCGCCGCAUCCGAGAGUCGUGGGACAACUUUCCCGAACACCUCCGCUACUGGCCCAAUUGCUGGAACGAAAUCUCCUCACCCUACAUCUGCCUCAUGCUCGUAGUCGCGCACCAGACGCACUGGUACAACGAAUUCAUCAUCCGCAAGCUGCUGGACCAGGGCCAGACGCCAAUCACCUCCAACCUCGAGCUGCUCCGGGUGGCGACGUCGUUGCUGAGCACGACGCUGACGCUGGGCACCAUCCGAGACCGCCUCUACGACAUCCACAAGGAGUUCCUCAUCGAGGUCAUCCUCUGCGGAAUCCCGUCUGCCAGCGUUCUCGCCACCGCGCUGCAGGAACAACACCGCACGAACGCGGCCUUCCCGCCGUCCAUCUCCCGCGCGGAGACUAUCCGCAUGUUGUCGGUCCUGAUUUCGCAUCUCGAGGCUGCUGAGCACACGGACUCGUCGUCCGCGCGGCCGGGCGAGGCGAACUACAAUCUCUGCAAGAAGGCGUGCAAGGCGUUUACCAAGAUUGUAGACCGUGUGUUGGAACCAAGGGCGGCCGAGGAAAUCACGCCCAGCACGGCGGACGGGGAGCUCGAUUUGGAUCUGAAUCUGGAUCUGUUUUCAGCGCCGGGGCUGGAUGCGUUUGAGGGGAUGGAGUUUGCGGCGGGGGACGACGGGAGCAUUGAUUGGGGGGCCAUGACGCAGUGGACGCUGUGA